Molecule: messenger RNA, 1266 nt
Organism: Fusarium vanettenii 77-13-4
Lineage: Eukaryota; Fungi; Ascomycota; Sordariomycetes; Hypocreales; Nectriaceae
Exons: 4
Coding region: 1-1266 (421 amino acids)
Biological process (GO): regulation of DNA-templated transcription
Molecular function (GO): DNA-binding transcription factor activity, RNA polymerase II-specific; zinc ion binding
Source: RefSeq, a predicted model, not a curated record
AUGGUAAACCGCGGAAAGCCAUCGCUUGGCUGUUUCACCUGUAAAGACAGUCGAGUAAAGUGCGAUCUUCAAAAACCCUCCUGCAAACGCUGCCUGCGCCUAACUGGGCGCUGUUCAGGUUAUCCCUCCUCCUGGGAACUGGUGCACCGUCAGCAGAAUGCCCUCGUUGCGCAACAGGUCCAAGCCAGAGUCGACAAGCAGAGAAGGAGGCGAGACCUCAACGAGGUGUCUCCCCCCCAGCCAUCGCUUGGAAGCCCCUUUACAGUGUGCAACGUGUUCAAGCUCUACGAUGACUACUUCCUGAACUCGGGUAUGGGCAUCUUUGAAGCCCUGCCGGUUCUCGGCUCGGGGAAACACGCCCCCUGUUUCUCCCAUGCACUCAACGCCGCGGCUCUAGCCAGCGGGUCAGGGCAGCUACAUCAGUCAGAUGCCCUGAUCCGGGCGAGGCAGUCUUACGGAGACGCCAUCCUGAUGUUGAGGCGGUCAAUGCAGGACUUGACGAUAGGUGGUGAUGAUUCUAUCCUAGCGACCCUCUUUGUGCUCGGUUUCUUUGAGGUCUUGGUUCAGCAAUUGCCUCGUGCAGAAGUACAGGGAAUUGCUGACACCCCCGUCAAGAUCAUGGACAUCUUUUCCAAAAAAGCAGACCCUGCGUCAUUAAGAGCCGAAUUCGAAGGCCCGUGGAUAGCCUGGCCGGGAUUCUACCCCGUUGACCCAAUUGUUCAAACGUCAGUCGAUCUGCUGGCCGAAAUCGAGAGUACAGUGGGAUUGAAUCACUCCAAAACGCACAUUAUCAAUGUGGCCGACCAAGUUCGGCGCGUCUUGGGAAGUCUUGAUCUUGUAGUUUCUCAAGUAUCGCCCGAUACUAGCUCUCCUGCGUACUUCAACGGACUUUUGAGAAAUGACUCUGCUACCUCGGCCGCUAUCGCUAAGAGUCUCUACCUUACUGUGCGGUUACACCUCGUCAAUGCACUUCUACGAUCUUUCGACGCCCUGAUUCACGUCGCGGAAGCCGACGAUGAUCUCCAGUCCCGGAUUCCUGAGUGGCUAGUCAUCCAACAGGAAGCUGGACUACGCACACUCUGGGAGGAGGUCACGGCUGCGCUGGCACCUAGUGAACAAGCCACCGAGGCCAAGAAUGCAUCUGGGACUGCAUCCCGCAUGUUUUGCCUGUCAUGGCCUAUGGCGGCUAUAUCACAAUCAACUAUGGCCAGUGAACAGUGUAAACGUAGAGUGUGGGAACUAAUUGAUAAGCACAGUGGGCAAUAG